AUGAGUCCGAAGAAAAGUAACAUUAAUGAAGGAGUAAUUAAAAAAAUGGUACUGGGAAUAAAAGAUGAUCAGGCAAAGGAAACAAAAAAUAUCAAUGAAAAUAAAUUAAGAAAUAAUAAUAAGGAACCUCAGCGGAAUUGGAAUGAUAUGGUAAUAGAAGAAGAAUUAAGUAAUAGUUCUAACAAUAUAGAAGUUUUAAAAGAAACUAAUAAGAAGAAAAAUGAUAUGGAAAUUGAAGAAGAAAAUAGUAGUAAUCCGGAUGUUAUAGAAGCGGAAAAAGGAAAUGGAAGGAAUGACAACCACAUGGUUGUUGAGGAAAAUUCUAACAAGAGUCAGAGUGAAUUAAAAUUAAAUAUUGAGAAAAAUUACUAUAGUGCAUUAGAUGAAGGCCCAUAUGUAGUUUAUGCUGAAUCAAUGAAUCAAAAUUUGGACUUCAAAAAGACAUUUCCUAGAAUUAACGAAGCAGUUAAUUAUGGAACAAACAUGAUAAAUAAAAAUAGGUAUGAAGCACUGAGUAACCUUCAAGAACAAGAAAUAAAUAUUGAUCAAAGUAGGUUAAUGCUGAUGAAUAAACCUAGAAGAAUUAUGGAAAGAAGACAAACUGAAAAUGGCAGAUAUAUACAAAUGAAUAACAGGAAUUUAAAACAAACAAGUGGAGAGAGAAAUUCACAAAGGCGCGAAUAUUGCGGCAAAAAUAUAGAAAUAGAAGAAAUUAGGAAAAUACAAAUAAUUCAUGAGGAGCUAGUUAAAAAACUGAGAGAAAAAAUAAGGAACAAAGAGUGUGAUGAUCUAGAGGAAGUUGUGGUAAAAUUUAAAAAGGAUAUGGAUAUAAUUUACGAGAAGUAUAAUAGUGUGGAAGUUAGAAAUAUUAGUGAACAACAAAAUAAAGUUGGUUUUGAUAAUAAUAACAAAAGUUGA
Messenger RNA from Ctenocephalides felis (cat flea), 918 nucleotides. Its product is annotated as myb-like protein D. Lineage: Eukaryota; Metazoa; Arthropoda; Insecta; Siphonaptera; Pulicidae. The record is from RefSeq and is a predicted model, not a curated record. The transcript is spliced from 2 exons. Bases 1 to 918 code for a protein of 305 amino acids.